GAGCGGGGCUGUGGGGGGACACGGGCACCCCCCGGCUGAGCGCCGUGCCGGGCGGGACAGGGGCCCCGCGGGUGCCCUCCGCUAGAGGAGGGGACGUGGGGCUCAGCAUCUCCCCGAAGGCCGGCGGAGGGGACACAUGUGCUGCUCUCCCCCGAACGCGCCUGCCUCGGGCAGAGCGCAGCUCUGGGAUGCUCUUCCGAGGCAUCGCUGCUACUUUGCUCUGAACGGGGACCAAACCCUCGCUGAUAACUAUCGCAACAAAAGAGCGAAUUUGGAUAAAGGCAGGGAGGGAGCUCCCUAAAGACAUGCUCACGCUUUGGUGCAUCUCUGCCCGGCGUUCUUCUUCCGUAUUAAAGGUCUCCAGCCCCGCAUGGAAGUGCGAUCUGACCUGAGCUCUCUCAUGCCUUGUCUCACUCUUCUCCCCUCCUAAAACCUCCUCCUGAAGGAUGGCAGCCGCCUCUUUCCGCUACGGCCUGACCAUCACGGGGGCCGUGCUGCUGGUGACGGGGACGCUGUGCUUUGCCUGGUGGAGUGAUGGGGAGGUGGGCUCUGGCGGCGGGGCUCGCCUCCUGCCUCCCCGGGAAGCCGAGGCCGUCCCCAGCUCCUCCUCCUCCAGCGCCCUGCUCCGCUCCGUCAGCUUCUUCUGCUGCGGCAUCGGCGGCAUCCUCCUCAUCUUCGGCCUCCUCUGGUCCGUCAAGGCCAACGCCAGGGUGGUGUCCCGGCGCUACCAGUACCAUUUCCCCAGGGACCUGCAGUACUUCACGGCGGAGCCUCCGGAGAAGUGGAACUGCAGCAACUGGGACGCCAGUGCCAUCCCCACCUAUGAAGAAGCCUUGACUUGCAGACCUGCCCACGGUGCCCCGGCCUAUGUGCAGCCUCCGGGGAGGAAGGAGGAGCCCACGCCGCCCCUGUACCGCUACCUGGAGGAGGACGAGAGCUGGCAGGGCGGCCGCCGGCGCAGCUCCUCGGACAGCGCCCUGUUCCGCCCCAGCCCGUCCUGGCUGGACGAGCCCGAGGAGCCGCAGGCAACGCCUCCCCCCAGCUAUGAGAACAUCAGCGGGGUCAGAGGGGUCUGAGCUGCCCGGAACGGGACUCUGCGGGUGGCUGCCCAGUCCCUCAGCUUUAAACUGAGCCUCUUCUUUGUGGGGGUGAGAGGAGGGUGGGCGAGGAGUGGGAAGGGUCAGCCCGGCUUUCCUGGCUGUCCGAGGGGUGGAUCCGGCGCUGCUGGGAUCGUGGGUCCUGCAGGUGAUGUGUUCAGAGCGCCGGGGGCAACUGGCAUGUUUGGAAGCUUUCAUAUUUUUAAUAAAACCACUGCUGGUUUCAGAGGCUUUGGAUUCCCUGCUCUGGCCCACCCUGGGGAGCUCCUGUCAGGCCCACUCAAUAAUAAAUCUGAGGCAAAUCUGGCCAGAGAAAGCUCAGCUCCGUCUGCACCUUCCACUCCUCUGCCUUUGCAAUGCCCCUUCCAGCCCUGUCUCCAUGCAGUGCCUUCCACCCUGCUUCCCUAAAUACUGACUCACUUCAUUUGGUGUCAGGGAUGCUCACUGGGUCGUGCCUGUGGUCAGAGCAUCCAAGUGCACUUGGCAUUUCAGGCAGCCUCCUGGAAAAGCCAUGCUGGGUGGCACAGCCCCUCUCCCUCCCUGCCCUCCACGGCCAGGUGUGCAGCCUUGCCCAGAGGAAAGGCCAGCUGUGGC
Poecile atricapillus (Black-capped chickadee) is the source of this 1691-nucleotide messenger RNA. RefSeq names its product transmembrane protein 61 (gene TMEM61). The coding region runs from base 447 to 1076 and encodes 209 amino acids. The record is from RefSeq and is a predicted model, not a curated record. The transcript has 3 exons. Lineage: Eukaryota; Metazoa; Chordata; Aves; Passeriformes; Paridae.